GAUCGGCAGCGCCACUAUCACGGAGCGGUUCGGCCUCAGGCGCUGGGCCUACGCUGAUGGCAAGUUGCUCUUGAACGGCGAGGCCGUGAAGCUUCAUGGCUGGAAUCACCAUACGCAGUGGAUCGACACAGGUGCUUCUCCAACAGACAGCCAGCUUGACCAGGACCUCGCUCUGCUUCGUGAGGGCCACGCCAACUUCGUGAGGGGAGCGCACUAUCCGCAGGAUCAGCGUUGGCUCGACCGGCUAGACGAGUCCGGCAUGGCGAUGUGGGAGGAGACCUUGGGUCCCGGGGUGACGGUGGAGGACUUGCAGGACUGGGGCCAUUUCAUGAAGUACCAGCUCCAGCAGGUGGAUGAGAUGCUGGCUGCCAGCAUGAACCACCCAUCGAUCAUGGCUUGGGCAUGGUUCAAUGAAGGACCCUCGAACGAGCUGGCUGCUUGCCAGGCUUAUCUGCAGUGCUCCUUGCACGCAGCGGAAGCGGACCCCACCCGAUUCCGCACAUGGGCCUCCAACAAGAAGGAGGACGACAAGUGCCUGGAGCAUGCCACAGCGGUGAGCUUCAACAGCUACCCAGCUUGGUAUUCCGAGAAGCAGGACCUGUCGGCUCCAAAGCGCGAGUGGACCGCCAGCGCUGCCUGGGCACAGCGAAACUUCCCGGACAAGCCGUUCUUCAUCAGCGAGACUGGCGCUGGAGGUCUCUACGAAUGGGCCACCAAUGCAACAGAUGCAUACUGGACGCUCAAGUACCAGCAAGAGGUCAUCGAUGCGGAUGUCGACGUUGCUCUUGCGGACAGCAACGUGUCAGGAUUGACUCUGUGGCAUUUCUUCGACUUCAAAGGGAAUGACGAGGCUCAGAUGUGCG
This is a messenger RNA of Symbiodinium necroappetens, 863 nucleotides long. NCBI's taxonomy places the organism in Eukaryota, Dinophyceae, Suessiales, Symbiodiniaceae. The record is from the annotation of a GenBank genome assembly.